Quercus lobata is the source of this 992-nucleotide messenger RNA. Its product is annotated as hydroxyproline O-arabinosyltransferase 3-like. The transcript has 5 exons. The annotation marks the transcript as partial. The record is from RefSeq and is a predicted model, not a curated record. NCBI's taxonomy places the organism in Eukaryota, Viridiplantae, Streptophyta, Magnoliopsida, Fagales, Fagaceae. Gene Ontology annotation, molecular function: glycosyltransferase activity.
AUAAUAAGAAGACUUUUCAAAUCUCACUCGUCAGAACUCUCCUCUCAUUAUCCUUUCCCACUGGAUCCAAAACCACCCAUCUUCGAAUCUCGCUGUCCCUUCACACACGUCAAGCUUUUCUGGGUACCCAUUUGGAUUCUUUAGUUUGCUUGCUGGAACUAUAUUUGUGUGGUUAACUCGUGAACCUCAUCUGGGAAGUUGUACCAUAUAAAUAUAGUGUUUGAUGCUGUUACGUGGUUAAUGGUAAAAGUUUCAACUUUUAAGGAAUAAAGGGGUGUUCAUUUUGGAGCUGUUCUGAAUAGGAAAAUUAGUCUCUUAUGAGCUUGGAGAAUCUGGUUUUGAUUUUAUUAUAGCCAACUAUGAUUGGUAGAAAGAACAUGGGACGGGCUUCACCAAUAUUGCUGGUACUGUUGGCUCUUGGGUUUUUCUUUGCAACAUAUAAUUUGUUGACAAUGAUAUUCCACUAUAGAUCUAGUGGGAAUAGGGAAGGUGCAUUAUCAUCUGACCCGAUUAUUGAGAUGCCUGAGAGUGCGAGGAAUCUGAAGAAUGCCAAGUUACCAUUCCAUAUUGCAUUAACAGCCACGGAUGCUCCUUACAGCAAAUGGCAGUGUCGCAUCAUGUACUACUGGUAUAAGAAGCAGAAGGAGUUGCCAGGAUCAGAGAUGGGAGGAUUCACUCGGAUUUUGCAUUCAGGUAAUCCUGACAACUUGAUGGAUGAGAUUCCUACAAUGGUGGUUGAUCCUCUUCCUUCAGGUCUUGAUCGGGGAUACGUUGUCUUAAAUAGACCAUGGGCCUUUGUGCAAUGGCUACAAAAGGCGACAAUAGAGGAAGAAUACAUUUUGAUGGCAGAGCCUGAUCACAUCUUUAUAAAGCCACUGCCUAAUUUGGCACGUGUGGGAUAUCCUGCUGCCUUUCCAUUUUUCUACAUUAAGCCUGAUCAGCAUGAGAAAAUUGUAAGGAAGUUCUAUCCUGAGGAGAAAGGCCCUGUGAAA